Molecule: messenger RNA, 862 nt
Organism: Bactrocera dorsalis (oriental fruit fly)
Lineage: Eukaryota; Metazoa; Arthropoda; Insecta; Diptera; Tephritidae
Exons: 4
Coding region: 85-837 (250 amino acids)
Source: RefSeq, a predicted model, not a curated record
UUAUUUCACAUUUUCGCUUAAAUAUGAAUUAUGUUGGCAACGCGGGCAAUAACAAUCAGCUGAUAUUCAAUUUUUCGCGUCGCAAUGUUUGACAUGGAGAAAAGCAAAAGAAAAGUUUGGACAGAGGCCGAGACGCUCCUAUUCCUGAAGUGCUACAACAAGAGGAAGGAUGAGUUCCUGCAUGCGCGCAAGAAAAAGUUCGCCUAUGAAAACGUCUUGGAAGACAUGAUAUUUCAAGGAUUUACGGAUACAACGGUGAAUGUGGCUGCUCUUGUAGCAAAAAUGCGAACGCUUUUGAAGGCAUAUAACACAGCGAAAGAUAAGCAGACUGGAACUUCUCCGUGCACAAUACCAUAUAUGUCAGAAAUGGACGAAAUUUUUGGAGAAAGUCGCUUAGUGUCCGACAACCACAGCAUAAACAUUGGAACAGAUCCUCUAGAGACAUUGAUUGAGUCAAGUGUAAAUCAGUUGUUAAAAGUGUCGACUGAUUUUGAAGCAAUGUUCGACGAUAUGUCAAGUACCUCUAGACAGAGCCGAUCUGCACUAAAUCGUAGCAUGUGUACACCAACUGAAGUGUAUCCACAAGAGCCGAACACAGCAAAUGCUAAUCCAUAUUCCCGAUAUCGGGAAAGCACUAAAGAACGAUAUUUUGAAGGAAAAAUCGAGCUAAAAAGAAAAAGGGCAGAAGAAAAGGCGAAAUUCUAUGCGAAUAUACAAAGUAAGAUGCAGGAUUUGGUGGAAAAAAGAAAUCUCCACAUAGAAAUCGAACAAAAAAAAUUAAACUUAGAAGAAGAAAAACUAAAACUUCUACAGCUGUAUGUUAUGAAUAAAAGAUAGCAAAACUAAUUGAUUUUACAACCAA